Molecule: messenger RNA, 9248 nt
Organism: Manis pentadactyla (Chinese pangolin)
Lineage: Eukaryota; Metazoa; Chordata; Mammalia; Pholidota; Manidae
Gene: ANKRD52
Product: ankyrin repeat domain 52
Exons: 28
Coding region: 782-4009 (1075 amino acids)
Molecular function (GO): protein binding
Source: RefSeq, a predicted model, not a curated record
CUGAUUUGGAGAGCAGCUUUGGCCUCUCCAACAGAGGAGGGGAAGCAUCCCCACCGUUGGGAGAAACUGCUGAGCCUUUUAAAGGGUAGCCACCCUAUCACCUUACCCUGGCAGUGAGGUAAUUAGGGAGUCGAAACGUGCCCCUUCUGGUGGCCUUGGAGACCUUCGUUAGCUGCCAGCUGUUCUAGCCUCUUUGCGGGGGUUUCUGAAUCCGGAGUGUCCUUAGGAUUUCUCUUCGCAGUUUAUGCUCUAAUGCGAUUUUUUUCUACCCAAGUCACCGCCUGGGGAGAUAGGCGCCUUCCCUCCCUCUGGGGCUGCUGCCAUAUGUAAUCCCCAGACCUCCACGCCCUGCUUCCCCCACGUCUGUGGGGUCCUCGGAGUGUGUAAUCGCUGACGGGAGGAGUCCGCUCCGGCGAGGAGCUGUGGCGGGUGAACCCUGGCCAGCCAUUUGGUCCUCCGGUCGGGAACGCCGCAGGGCCAAGGCUCGUGCCGACGCUGGGGUCUUGAGAGGGCCCUGCGGCCACCAGCCAGGCGCGGAGAGAACAGCGCGGCGUCCGGGUGUGGCGGCCGGGGAGCGCGACCCGGAGCCCCGCAGCCGGGUCCCGGACGGCCGCCAGGGAGCGCUGCGGUCUCCCGCUCGCUCGCCCCCUGGUAGGCGGGGCCGCGCUCUGCCCGCAGCCGCCGCAGCCGCCGCUUGGGCCGCCCCGUGUCCCCGGUGGAGCCGCCGCCGCCGCCGCCGCCGCCGCCGGGAGCUCGAUGCGGACGGAGCCCGGGCCGGGCCAUGGGGAUACUCAGCAUCACGGACCAGCCGCCCCUGGUCCAGGCCAUCUUUAGCCGAGAUGUGGAGGAAGUGCGUUCCCUCCUUUCGCAGAAGGAGAACAUCAAUGUGCUGGACCAAGAGAGGCGAACCCCACUGCAUGCUGCUGCCUACGUAGGCGAUGUCCCCAUCCUCCAGUUGCUACUGAUGUCAGGUGCUAACGUCAACGCUAAGGACACACUGUGGCUGACCCCUCUUCAUCGUGCUGCUGCCUCCCGAAAUGAGAAGGUGCUGGGACUGCUGCUGGCACAUUCAGCAGAUGUGAAUGCCCGGGACAAGCUGUGGCAGACACCGCUGCAUGUGGCUGCUGCCAACCGGGCCACCAAAUGUGCUGAGUCUCUGGCGCCCCUAUUGAGCAGCCUCAAUGUUGCUGACAGGAGUGGGCGCAGUGCCUUGCACCACGCAGUGCACAGUGGGCAUCUAGAGACGGUGAACCUGCUCCUGAACAAGGGAGCCAGCUUGCAUGUCUGUGACAAAAAAGAGCGGCAGCCUGUGCACUGGGCAGCUUUUCUAGGGCAUUUGGAGGUCCUGAAACUGCUGGUGGCACGAGGAGCAGAACUUGGCUGCAAGGACCGCAAGGGCUAUGGACUGCUCCAUACAGCUGCUGCCGGCGGCCAGGUUGAAGCGGUGAAGUACCUGCUCCGGACGGGGGCUGAGAUUGAUGAGCCCAAUGCUUUCGGAAACACAGCUUUGCACAUCGCCUGCUACCUGGGCCAGGAUGCUGUGGCUGUUGAGCUGGUGAAUGCAGGAGCCAAUGUUAACCAGCCUAAUGACAAGGGCUUCACGCCGCUACACGUGGCUGCGGUCUCCACCAAUGGCGCCCUCUGCUUGGAGCUGUUGGUUAAUAACGGGGCUGAUGUCAACUACCAGAGCAAAGAAGGGAAAAGUCCUCUGCACAUGGCUGCCAUCCAUGGCCGUUUCACCCGCUCCCAGAUCCUCAUCCAGAAUGGCAGUGAGAUCGACUGCGCUGACAAAUUUGGGAACACGCCGCUGCACGUGGCUGCUCGCUAUGGACAUGAGCUGCUCAUCAGCACCCUCAUGACCAAUGGCGCAGAUACCGCCCGGCGCGGCAUCCACGACAUGUUCCCUCUGCACUUAGCUGUUCUCUUCGGAUUCUCUGACUGUUGUCGUAAGCUUCUUUCCUCAGGUCAGCUGUACAGCAUUGUAUCCUCACUCAGCAAUGAGCAUGUGCUCUCAGCUGGCUUUGACAUCAACACUCCUGACAGCCUAGGCCGUACCUGUCUUCAUGCUGCUGCUUCUGGAGGGAAUGUUGAAUGUCUUAACUUGCUGUUGAGCAGUGGAGCUGACUUGAGGAGGAGAGACAAGUUUGGAAGGACCCCACUGCACUAUGCAGCCGCCAAUGGCAGCUACCAGUGUGCGGUCACACUGGUGACCGCCGGCGCAGGCGCCAAUGAGGCCGACUGUAAAGGCUGCUCUCCCCUGCACUAUGCCGCGGCCUCCGACACCUACCGGAGAGCGGAGCCCCACUCACCUUCCAGCCAGGACACUGACGAGGAGCCCCUGAAGGAGUCGCGCAGGAAGGAGGCCUUCUUCUGUCUGGAGUUCUUACUGGAUAAUGGUGCAGACCCCUCCCUGCGGGACAGGCAGGGCUACACAGCUGUACACUAUGCAGCCGCCUAUGGCAACAGACAGAACCUUGAACUGCUCUUAGAAAUGUCCUUUAACUGCCUGGAGGAUGUGGAGAGCACCAUUCCAGUCAGCCCUUUGCACUUAGCUGCCUACAACGGCCACUGUGAAGCCCUGAAGACCCUGGCCGAGACACUGGUGAACCUGGAUGUGAGAGACCACAAGGGCCGGACUGCACUCUUCCUGGCCACUGAGCGGGGCUCUACUGAGUGUGUGGAGGUGCUUACGGCCCAUGGUGCCUCUGCCCUCAUCAAGGAACGCAAGCACAAGUGGACACCCCUGCAUGCUGCUGCUGCCUCUGGCCACACUGAUUCCCUGCACUUGCUGAUUGACAGUGGGGAACGAGCUGACAUCACAGAUGUCAUGGAUGCCUAUGGACAGACCCCACUGAUGCUGGCCAUCAUGAACAGUCAUGUGGACUGUGUACAUCUGCUGCUGGAGAAAGGGUCCACAGCUGAUGCUGCUGACCUCCGGGGCCGCACCGCCCUCCACCGCGGGGCAGUGACUGGUUGUGAGCACUGCCUGGCUGCCCUGCUGGACCAUGAUGCAUUUGUGCUGUGCCGAGACUUCAAGGGCCGAACACCCAUUCACUUGGCCUCAGCCUGUGGGCACCCCGCAGUGCUGAGGACCCUGCUACAGGCUGCCCUGUCCACGAACCCCCUGGACGCCGGUGUGGAUUACAGCGGAUACUCACCCAUGCACUGGGCCUCCUACACUGGACAUGAAGACUGUCUGGAGUUGUUACUUGAACACAGCCCAUUUUCAUACCUGGAAGGAAACCCUUUUACUCCUUUGCACUGUGCAGUAAUUAAUAACCAGGACAGCACCACAGAGAUGCUGCUGGGAGCUCUGGGUGCCAAGAUUGUGAACAGCCGAGAUGCCAAAGGACGGACUCCCCUUCACGCCGCUGCCUUUGCGGACAACAUCUCUGGGCUCCGGAUGCUGCUGCAGCACCAAGCCGAGGUGGACAUCACUGACCAUGCUGGCCGCACUGCGCUCAUGACGGCUGCCGAGAACGGGCAGACCGCUGCUGUGGAAUUUCUGCUGUACCAAGGGAAGGCAGACCUUACUGUAUUGGAUGAGAACAAGAACACUGCCCUCCACUUGGCUUGUACCAAGGGUCAUGAGAAAUGUGCCCUCAUGAUCCUGGCAGAAACCCAAGACCUCGGCCUUAUCAAUGCGACCAACAGUGCUCUGCAGAUGCCACUCCACAUUGCUGCCCGGAAUGGACUAGCUUCCGUGGUACAGGCCCUGCUGAGUCGUGGGGCCACAGUGCUGGCAGUGGACGAAGAAGGUCACACCCCGGCACUGGCCUGCGCCCCUAACAAAGAUGUGGCGGACUGCCUGGCCUUGAUCCUUUCCACCAUGAAGCCUUUCCCACCCAAGGAUGCCGUCAGCCCUUUCAGUUUCAGCCUGCUUAAGAACUGUGGCAUUGCGGCAGCCAAGACGGUGGGUGGCUGCGGUGCCCUGCCCCACGGGGCCUCCUGCCCCUACAGCCAGGAGCGGCAUGGCGCCAUUGGGUUAGAUGGCUGCUACUCUGAGUAGCCCCUGCCAGUGUCCCUCCCCUGCUGGUGGCUUGAUACCUUAUUCUAUUUAUUUAGAAAAAGUCUAUACGUUUAGGGCACUUUAAAGGAGAACACGACUGGGUGGGGGGGUGGGGGAGGAAAGCACUGGGGAGCAGCCGCUCACCCCUCUGCCACACCAUCCUGGCCUGGCAGGGGUCUGGGACUGACAGGGAGCACCCCAGGCCCUUGGUACCCCCAGGGCAACCCCUUCUGCCAAGUGUCCCAAAAUGAUUGCUAAAUGUCUGGCUCCCCCUCUUUUACCCCAUCCCUCAGUUCUCCCUUUCUGCUGCCAACUACCCCGACUCUUCCCUCUGACUCCUCUCUGUGUCCCCUUCCCCUACUGCCAGGCAGAUCCCCUCUUUUUCCAUACCCAUCACUGCCUCCCUGCUCCCCUGCUCAGCUGGCCCCUCCAUCCCCCAGCAGUGAGAAGCCUUAAUCUCUGGUACUGUGUGAGCACUCUGGGGGUGUCCCCCUCCCCUUCAGGGGCAGCUAGCGGACAAGGGGGGGAGAUAUUUAGCACUGGGGCCUGGAGCUUUUACCCCACUUCUGUACUCAUCACCCCUAAGGUUCAAAUGCAAAACACUUGAAGCAGUAACUACUGUACCUGGGCCCCACCCCUGCACUCCUGGCUCCUCAUAUGCAGAUCAAGGGCUGGUCAGCCCCCAUAGCCUGCCCCUCCCUGCUGCCCUCCCCAUCCUGGCCUGCCCCCCAGACACGCACUUUAAGCUUGCUUCUUUCCUUUAACUUCUUUUGGGAGGGCAGAGUCUGGCCAUUCCCUCCUUGUCUCUCCUCUCCCUUAACUUUGAGGCUUGUCAUGAAUUUUUAAGUAAGCAUUUUAUCCUUUAGGGGAAAAAACAAAUUAAUUUCUUGCCCAUUUCAAAACCACAGCCCUUGUAUAUCCUGGUUCAGGCACUUGUUGCAUGUGUGUGGAGGGAGCGACCCUGUUCUCCUCCUAUGCCCCCCAGUCCCAUAGUUUCUCUGUGCUCCAUCUGCCACCACCUUCAGUUAUGUCCAAGAGUACCCACCUUCCCCAGUCAUCCUGAUCUGAAGCCAAAGAUGGUGGGAGGGGUAGGGCAGACUAGGGACUAUGGCUACUCGGGACCCAGGCUUCCCUUCCCUGGUGAGGCUGAAGCUCAGAUGUGGGGAGCAAAGAACAGACUGAGGCUUGGUCCCUGCCUUCCCAGCAGCAGGCAAAGAUGGGACUGGGCUGGGGUGAGCAUUGAGAAGAUUCUUCAGAAUCGCACCCCAAAAGCCAAACUGGGCCAGAGUGAGGAGGGGGCAGUUUUCUCUCUAAAUGUAGCAUUGAAUUUGGCCCUGGUCCCUUCAAACACCAUGUCCAUCCAUCUAGCUAAGCCUCCUGGAAAGUUGGACUCACUCCUGUGGCCCAGAGUUCCCUUCCUCACACUCAAUACCUCAGCCAGGGGCCAAGAUACAGAACUUGAAUAGAGGUCAUGCCCCCUCUGUCCCUACAACACAUCCUUGCCCAGUUUGGUCGCCAUCAGUAUUAUUCCCUGAGAACUGGACAGGCUUCAUUUACACCGUACAGGGGUUCCCCUAGGAGGUCCCUCAGUCUCCUUCACCCGCUUCUUGCUUUUUGUGAUCUUGCCCACGUUUCAGUGUGUCCUCUGCAAGUCUUGCCACCCUUGCCCAGGGUGGGCUGAGGAGAGGGGACACCUCGGGGGCCUCUCCCUUCCCACCAGAUUCCCUUAGCCAUACCUCAUGGUGGUUCCCUGAAGCCUGGGGUGUUUGUCCAAGUCCUUAUCCUUCGGUCAUAUCCCUCCUUAUCCCGCUAUCUCUGUGUCCGACUUCCCCCAACCCUCAGCUCCGAAACCAUUUCAGAGCUUCCAGUUGACCAUUAUUGGUGAGAAGGAUUGUGCAGCUUUUAGUUUUUAGUUUUGUUUUCAAAGCCAAAGGGCCUUGCAACGCCCCUCUUGCCCACUUUCCUUCACACCAUCCUCCCCUGUAUGACAAUCAAUGUGACCUCUCUUAAGGGCUGCAGCCCCCACCCCAAACCCUGCUGGUCUGCAAAGCUUGCCCCCUAACUUCAACUCUCUCACCUAAAAUAUUCCCAUUCCACCUGCUCCCUCUCAUUUGGUGCUGGGUAUUAGGUGGGGGGGCAGGGGGCAGGAAGGUGGGUGCCCCAGAGAAGUAUCAGGGUAUCAGUCGUGUCCUCCUUUCUCAGUGUUUGGCGAUGGCAGGAAGAAUCUGUGAGUUUGUCGGGAGCCCCAUUGUUUUGCUGGAUGAGAUUUCCGGUGGCUGCCCAUCCUGGUGCCCUCAGCACACUGUGCUGGGGCAGGCCAUGGGGUGUUCUCAGUCCCUCCUCAUUUGGCUGUGAGGAGGCCCAGAGGACGAGCAGCCUCCUCACCUUAUGCCAAAGGAAAUCCCACACCCCACCCUGGCUCCCUGGCCCCUAGCGUGUUUUGAAGCAUUUUGACCAUUCUCAUGGCCACUGCAUAUUUAUUUUAAUGUUAAGAUUUUUUUAAAACCUCUUUGGUAAACGGGUGUGGAGAAGUGAAGCAGGCAAAAUGCCCCCAAGUCUCAGGGGGCAGGCGGGGGUUGGGGGACACUUCUCCUUCCCGGUGCCCUCCCACUGCCCCUCUCCCUUCCCACCUCAGCUCUAAAGCACUUGCCUCAAGUAGUAAGCACUUUUGAGAAAGGUCCUGUUUUAACUGAGGACCUUGGGAGCAGCCCCAGUUCCCAGCAAAGGGGACAGAGCUAGGGCUACACAGGAGACAGGGAAAUAGACAUUGUCAAACACAGGGCAAGAUGAAAAGAGCCAGCUUUUAGUUUCUGAUUUUUGGAGAGAUGUUUCUGACUGAGCGGUGGCUUUGGUAGAGUUGUGCACUAUACUUCAGAAGAGCAGAUGGUACAAACUGCAGGUCCCAGCACGGACCGACAGACCCGGGUCACCGCCACUGUCCAGCAGAGGCCGAAGGGCCACCUCUCCCAUCCCAUGGCCCUCGCGCCCGAGGACUGCUGAAAGCCUCUGAAUGUACAGCCCCGGUCGGGUGGGCAGCCUCUCCUGGGGGGGGGCUUCUGGUGUUUGGUGCUGUGGGGUGGGAGAGGUGAGACUGAGGGACUGCUGCCCUCCUUAGACGUGUGUUCCUGGGGAGGAGGGGCUGAGGAGGGCCCACCUCCCUCUUCAACCCCAGCAUGGCCCCUCUUCCUCCCUCAUCCCUGUCCGUUUUGACUGUAAGUCCAGCUCACCUUUGCCUUCAAUAUGUAACCAAAGGAAAACUCAAUACUGUUUCCACCACUGUCCGCCCACCUGAGCACCUUCUUACUCCCUGGACCUAGAGGGGGAGGAGGCGGGGGUGUGGGGCUAGAGUGAACAGUUCUACAGCUGUACCCCCAAAACCUUCUAUGGGCUCUUGGAAGGGGCCCUGAGAGGCCAAGCUGAGAGCAGGCGCACCCUGUCUCUCGUGCACAGGACUGGUUUUCCUCUGAAUGACUCCAACAGGGAGGCCCCUUCCUCCUCCCCUCGCCGCAAUUUCUCACCCUCUUCCCACACCCAGUGUUCAUCCCCCACCUCCCCUUCCCACCACAAAGGAAAAUAGCCUUACAGACCCUAGCCCAGAAACCCUCUUCCUGGGGCAAGCCAGUAUGGGGCCCCUACCCACCUAGCUUGAGCCCUACUUUUGAAGAAGGAGAGGGAUAAGGAGCAAAGCAGCGCCUUCCCCUCCAUUGAAUUAUGCUGCUUCAGCCCUCCUUGGCCUUGACCUGUGUGGGGCAAGGGCAGAGGUGAGGAAUCUUUGAGGACCAAGCCCAGUGGUCUGGGAAGAGGGAGGUAGAAAGGGAAGGGUCUGACUUGGGGGCUCCCUCCUCCUGACCCAACCCCUAAAAAAGCGACCAAAUCCCAGAGGUGGGAGGAGGCAGAGGUGGGGGGUCUGCUCUGUGAAUUACUUGAAGGUACUGACUCUGAGGCUGCUGCCCACUUAGCUGUGAGGGGGACACUCACUGCGUUUGGGAGGGCACAGGGUGGUGGGUGACCAGAGGGUCCACCUGCCCCACUCACUCCUGCUGGGCCCUUUCCCUGGGGAGCCUGGCUUUGCCCCCCGGGGGAGUUGGGGGGAGACUCCCCCAUCUCCCCUCACACUGAGUGCCCCCUCCAAUUGCACUAAAGUAGCUGUUGUGCCGGUCUUAUCCCCACACCAGGGUGGGGGCUCUGCUUCCAGUCCUUCCCCCACACCACUGCCUCCGCUCCCGGCCCAGACAAUCUCCUUGUUCCCCUGUAUUCCUGGAUAGCUCAACUUUGUACGUGUGCAUUUGGGGGGUGGGGUGGCUUCUGGCUGGAGUGGGUUUGGUAGGGAUUUGGGAAGGGCUAGGAGCAAGAUGGAGGAUGAAGUCCUACCCCCUUCCCCAACUCCCAGCCGCAGAAGCCUGGGAGGGAGGUGCCUACUCUCGCUGCUGCCGUGUGUCUUGCAGAAGUGCCAAAACCGGGGUGGGGGGAGGGGAGGGGGGUGGGUGCCUGGCGGAGCAGUCCCCAGGGUGGCUCUCUCAAAGCAAUACAGUUCCUCCUGCCUGGGGGAUGGCAAGACAGGGGAGAGGGUUGGGCUGGGGACCUGGGGGUUCUCUGUGUACAGCUGUGUAUGUUCAGGGGUGUUCUUGGUCUGGUACCCUCUGUGGACGUCUUUGUGUGUGUGAACCCCCCUCCCCAUGCCCUGCAUGACCUGUGAUGCUGCAGACACCACCACCCUGUGUUCAGGGUGUGCUUGGGGCACUGGGGCACAUUCCCUGUCCUGUGCACCCUCCACCCUGUGACCCAUGUACUCGGUCGUAGAAGUAAAGAGAACUGAGCACAAUUCACUGGAUUCCAGUUGAAUCUUUCUCUAAGCAAUUGUCCCAUUUCUGCCCUUCUCCCUGCCCAGAACCACCUGUGGUGCUAGUGUUGGGGUCGGAGUGAUGAAUGCUGGUGGGCAUCAGUAAAAGGCAGAUCUGCCCAGAUGCCUAUACCCCCAGGGUGCUGGGGGCAGCAGGAAAAAGGGGACCUUGGUGUGUUUGCCCGCCCCUUCCCCUCCUCUCUGGGCUAAAGCACAAUGCUCUCCCUGCAGACUGACCACCCUGUGCCCUCCAGGCCCUUGCUCAUGUCCUCCCCUGAUCCACUCUGAGCCCUUCUCCUGCCACAUCCUGGUUUUCUAUGCUGUUUUGGUGCAAGUACAACUGUCAUAGUCACGGCUUUGGGAUGGGUUCUGUUUAUUAAAAUCCUAUUGCUCCUACUG